Molecule: messenger RNA, 3093 nt
Organism: Penicilliopsis zonata CBS 506.65
Lineage: Eukaryota; Fungi; Ascomycota; Eurotiomycetes; Eurotiales; Aspergillaceae
Exons: 6
Coding region: 1-3093 (1030 amino acids)
Biological process (GO): wybutosine biosynthetic process; tRNA methylation
Molecular function (GO): protein binding; tRNA methyltransferase activity
Source: RefSeq, a predicted model, not a curated record
AUGGAAGCGAAGAAGAAAGCAGCCAUGGCAGUGGCCAGUACCAAGUCUGAGAAGGAAGCGGACCUGGUCAUGGAUACCAACAGCAGCAGCAUUGUGUCGAAACGGAGUGUGGAGAUGCUGUACUAUCCCAAGCCGCAUUUCUUUCGAUACUUUGUCAAGAAACCGCAGCGACGAGCGCCGUUGAUUAAUCGAGGAUAUUGGCUGCGGAUGCACGCGAUCAUGGAGACGGUGCGGCGGUUUCUUGCAGAGCCCUCUGACAGGCCCAAAUACGUGCUGAACCUAGGCUGUGGAUUUGAUCCCCUCCCAUUCAUGCUACUGAGCUCUCACCGUGAGCUGUGUGAUGGGUCACGGUUCGUGGAUAUCGACUACGAGAAGUUGAUGGUCACCAAGAAGAAUGCUAUCCAAAGGACAGAAGAGAUCACCGGCCUGCUCGAGGGUGUAGAGUUUCUGCCGGACGACAGCGCUGUGCAGAUCCGCAGUGCUCCGUACAUCGCCGUCGGUUGCGAUCUGAAGAACCUGACGAAGCUAGAUGCUACGCUGCAGACUGAGAUCUCUCCUUCUCAGUGCUCCAUCCUCUGCUUAGCCGAGGUGUCUCUGACUUAUAUGGACGUGAAAUCGGCAAAUGCGGUCCUCAGCUGGGCGGCCAAGUUAAGCGACGACGUCCAGUUCUGCAUUCUAGAGCAGUUUUUCCCGGAUGGCCCUGAGCAUCCGUUCGCUGCGACGAUGAUGAAACAUUUCCAUAAACUCCGGGCUCCUCUGUUUUCCAUCCACGAGUAUCCGUCUCUCCGUGACCAGGAACGGCGGUUCAAGAAUGCCGGGUGGACGCAAGCUCGAGCGAGGAGUCUGUGGGACCUCUGGUCUGAUGACUUUGUGGGUGACUCCCUGCGGAGAUCGUUGGAUGAGGUCGAAUCGUUUGACGAAUGGGAAGAAUUCGCUCUUUUUGCUUCGCACUACUUCCUCUUGAUAGCCUCCACGAGAGAAAAGCUGCCCGAUGAUGUGGCCGAGCAGCCCGUGGCUUCACCAGAAUUAAACAUCUCCAACCAGUUCAAACUGGUACACCAUCUCUCCUCCGAGCGUUCUCAGCGCAGAUAUGGCGCUCUAGUGCCGGACAGCAAGAACUCGAUAGGGCAUCAUGGAGGGUUAGGUCGUCAAGCACGUCUUGCAAGUACUGAUUUCUACAGCAACGCCGAUGAGAUCACCGAAUCAAUUACGCAAAUACCUCCACGCGAUAUCCUUGCGCGCAUGUGCCACACCGUGACGGGGCUUGCCAAUGGUGACUGCUUGCUCGUUGGAGGACGGACAUCUCCAGCGUCAGCGUUAGGGGAUUGCUGGCUGCGCGAGAAAGAUGUGUGGCGCCCAACGCACCCCUUGCCAGUUCCUCGCUUUAGACACGCUGCAACUCGCAUAACCCUGCAACCGGGGUCUGAGCAGGUGCUUCUUUACGGAGGCAAGACAAGUAAUGGUGACUUGCUGGACAGCUGGAUCUUGUGGGACAAGAAAGACGGCUGGCAAGAGAUCGCGCGUGUUGGCUCCAAGCCUAUUGCUCGAUUCGGUCAAUGCCUGACCAGUGUCGACAAUACCUCAGGUGUUUUGUUUGGUGGUAUACAGGCAGAUGGCACCAUCAUCGAGGACUUUUGGACAUGGAGUCUAAUCAAGCAAGAUGACGGGUCAAUAAUUAUUAAGCUGACUGACCAAACCGCCAAUUUCAAGCUCGCCACGCCUCUCUUCCAUCACCUCUCACGCUUUGGAGCCACGACCCAGUCGACCCCCUGGGGGCUUUUGAUCAUUGGAGGCAUAGUUCCCUGCCAUCUCACGCCACUAGACUCGGAAAUGCUACUUGUCGAUGUAGCACAGCUCCAAGAUUGCGUGGUUGGCAAGAAGGCCUGGAACAUGACCUUACUGCGCCGGGUGGGCCUCGGGAACGACAUGAAAGUCUCUCGACCCCUCCUUAGCGGCCAUGUGUCCUGUAAUAUCAAUCAAGACGGAGUGCUCAUUCUCGGUGGUGGAGCAGUGUGUUUCUCUUUUGGAACGUUUUGGAACGAGGGUACCUGGGUGUUGCAGCGUGCGGAGCAGUCCGCACAGAGCCCAUGGAUUCUGAGGCCGAUACCAGUCAAGCCGGCAGCAAAGACACUGCCUUCUCCAUCUCCAGUGAACAGCGAUGAUAGUAUCCGGAUCCCUCGAGUUCAUGUCCGGACAGCAGCCGAGUUCCAGGAGAUUGUAUCUAUUGGCAAGCCGGUGGUGAUUGAAGGAUCUGACAUCGGGCCCUGCUCUGAGUCCUGGACAAAGGAGUAUCUAUGUCGCGCAGUAGGCAGUGACCGCAAGGUCGUUGUCCAUGAGGCUGAAACAGAGAGCAUGGACUUCCUGGCUAAGAACUUUGUUUACAACGUCAAAGAAUUCGGGCCGUUCCUGGACGAAGUACAUGCCGGGGGUCGUCAAUACCUUCGCUCCAUCUCGACGGCCCAACCGUCCAAGCUACCAGCGAAUAUUGCUACAGAUUUCCCGAGCUUGAGUCCUGACUUCAGACUACCCGAGGAGCUGUCUCUGGUGGCAGAGAAUGCACAUAGUUCCCCGCUGAGAAUCUCGGGGUCUGUCAUCAUGUGGCUCCAUUACGAUGUAAUGGCGAAUGUCUACUGCCAGAUCCGCGGAGACAGACGCCUUGUGCUCUACCCGCCCGAGGACGUGCAGCAUCUCCAACUCCCUCCCGGGGCAUCCAGCUCGUCGAUCAACAUCUUCCAGGGGGAGAAUGGUGCAGAGGAACCCAUCGCAUCGAUCCCCAGCACGUCGCCGCACGAAGCAAGACUGAAACCCGGCGACAUUCUCUUUAUACCUCCGCUAUGGCUCCACACGGCGUGUUCCCCGAUUGGCAGCGUCAGCGUCGCUGUGAACGUCUUCUUCCGCAACAUGACGGCAGCUUCAUAUUCUGCCGGCAGAGAUGUCUACGGCAACCGGGAUGUGCAGGCCUAUGAACGGGCGCGCACCGAGCUCUCCAAGAUGGCGAAAUCCUUCGAGGCCCUUCCGCCGGACAUGGCGCGGUUCUACCUCCUCCGGCUCGCGCAGGAGUUGAAGGAUAACGCCUUAUCUGGUGGUGUCUGA